Molecule: messenger RNA, 4228 nt
Organism: Cololabis saira (Pacific saury)
Lineage: Eukaryota; Metazoa; Chordata; Actinopteri; Beloniformes; Belonidae
Product: voltage-dependent calcium channel subunit alpha-2/delta-1-like
Exons: 38
Coding region: 186-3503 (1105 amino acids)
Cellular component (GO): L-type voltage-gated calcium channel complex
Molecular function (GO): voltage-gated calcium channel activity
Source: RefSeq, a predicted model, not a curated record
UCCGCGGGGGCGCGCACAUGAGAUCCGUCUCCAAAACGCGCACCGAUGGCGCUGUGAGGGGCGUCGCGCUCACAAGUAGGACUCCCGUGGAUUUGUGGGCUGUUUUUUUUUGUUUUUCUUUUCUUUUUUGAAGCUUUCCACCUUUCCUGGCUCCAGCUGCUUCAGGGGGGACAAGAAUCCCAACUAUGGAUUACUCGUUAUGCGUGAUUUUCCUCCUGACGACCAUCUCGUCGGGCUCGACCGGACAUUUCCCAACAGCGCAGAUGAUAAAAGAAUGGGUGGACCAGAUGCAGAAAGACUUGAUCACGAUGACAGACACAGCCAGCAGUCUGGACAGCCUGGUUCAGAUUUAUGAAAGACACAGGACUCACUUCAGCGUGGAGUCCAACAACGCGAGGGAGCUGGUGUCGACGGCGGCGGCCGACAUCGAGAGACUGCUGGCGAACCGCUCCCACGCCCUGGAGAGGCUGGUGACAGAAGCAGAGGGUCUGCAGAGGAAGCACGUGUGGACGGAGACCAGCAAGGCUAAUGAACUCUUUUACUACAACGCCAAAGAUGGAAUAAAUAAAACGGUACUGGAGGACAAGCAAAGCUCUGAAGACGGAUGGGACAAGAAGAACCGAUACAUUCCUGACGAUUUGGAGUUCGACCUGGACUUCAGACGGCUCGUCUCGUACAACGCCACGGCCGUGCACAUCCCCACGGACAUUUACGAAGGCUCCACCAUCAUUCUGAACGAGCUGAACUGGACGGAUGCGCUGAAGGACGUCUUCCAGAGGAACAAGGAGGAAGACCCGUCGCUGCUGUGGCAGGUGUUCGGCUCGGCCACGGGCCUGGCCCGGUACUACCCAGCGUCCCCUUGGAUCGACACGAGCACCACACGGGACAAGAUUGAUCAGUACGACGUGCGCAGACGACCGUGGUACAUUCAGGGGGCGGCGUCACCCAAAGACAUGCUGAUCCUGGUGGACGCGAGUGGAAGUGUAUCUGGUCUCACCCUCAAACUCAUCAAGAUCUCCGUGAGCAACAUGCUGGAGACGCUGUCCGACGACGACUACGUCAACGUGGUGGCUUUCAACAAGACGGCCCGGUCGGCGGCCUGCUUCGAUAACCUGGUGCAGGCCAACGUGAGGAACAAGAGGAUCCUCAAGGACGCCGCGCAGAAUAUCAAGGCGGAGGGCAUCACCAACUACACCAGCGGGUUCGAGAUGGCGUUUGGGCAGCUGGCUCAGCUGAACGUGUCGAGAGCCAACUGUAACAAGAUUAUAAUGCUGUUCACGGACGGAGGGGAGGAGCGGGCGCAGGAGAUCUUUGAGAGGUUCAACCCCAAGCAGGCGGUGCGCAUCUUCACGUUUUCAGUGGGACAGCACAGCUACGACAAGGGGCCCAUACAGUGGAUGGCCUGCGCCAACAAAGGUUAUUACUACGAGAUCCCGUCCAUCGGUGCCAUCCGCAUCAACACCCAGGAGUACCUGGAUGUCCUGGGGAGGCCGAUGGUCAAGGCGGACAGACGCUCCAGGGCCGACAAGAAGGCCAAGCAGGUCCAAUGGACCAACGUCUACCUGGACGCGCUGGAGCUGGGCCUUGUGAUUACUGGAACCCUGCCGGUCUUCAACAAGACCGACACAGGCUCAAAGAAAACUCAGAACCAGCUCAUCCUGGGGGUCAUGGCUAUUGAUGUGUCCCUGGACGACAUCAAGAGGCUCACUCCUCGCUUCACAUUCGGGCCCAACGGCUACUACUUUGCUAUCGACCCCAACGGAUACGUGCUGCUGCACCCGAACCUGCAGCCUCUGACCGCCAGGUUUGACGAACCCGUGACGCUCGACUUCCUGGACGCAGAGCUGGAGAACGACGUCAAAGUGGAGAUGAGGAGAAAGAUGAUCGACGGCCUGACGGGAGACUACACCAUGUCUACUCUGGUGAAAUCUCAGGACGAGCGCUACAUUGACCAAGGCACGAGGAUGUACACCUUUGCCCCCGUGAAGGGAACCGACUACAGCCUGGCCCUGGUCCUCCCCGAGUACAGCAUGCACUACAUCCGAGCCACGAUCGGCGACACCAUCACCCAGGCCAAAUUUUCUGAGAGCCUGCUGGCGGACAAGUUUGAUGAGUACGGCUACACGUUCAUCGCGCCAAGGAUGUACUGUAAGGACCUGGAUCUGCCCGACAAGUACACAAACAACACCGAGUUCCUCAUGGACUUUAACAACUACAUCGACACCAAGACUCCCAACAAUCCCAUGUGUAACGUGGAACUGGUGAACCGGCUGCUCCUGGACGCCGGCAUCACCUCCGACCUGAUUAAGAUCUGGAAGGAGACCGAGUUGCCGGAUGGAGUCGCUGCCCGAUUCGUUGCCACUGAUGGAGGGAUAACGCGAGUUUACCCCAAGAGCGCCGGGCUGAACUGGAAGGGAGAAGCAGAAACAUACGAGUCGAGUUUCUACAAGCGAAGUUUGGACAAUAAUCUGUACAUCUUCACUCCGACGCCGUACAGCGACAAAGAGAGGGAGCCGAGGGACAACAACAGCUACUACGAGCCAGUGAGUGAAGACUUGAUCCUGGUGAGUAAAGCUGUGAACAUCAUGAUCGACGGCAUCGAGCUCAAGCCAGCUGUGGUCGGAGUGCAGUUGGACGUCAACGACUGGAUGGAGAGCUUCAUCAACACCACCAGGAGGAUGAAUUGCAAUGAUGAGAUCUGCGGCUGCACGAGGAACAACAAGUACAUCGACUGCGUCAUUGUGGAUGACGGGGGAUUCCUGGUGAUGUCCAACCAAGACGAGUACAUAACUAAGAUCGGGGAUUUCUACGGCGUCAUCGACUCGGUCCUCAUGAGGACGCUGGUCAACGCGACCCUGUUCACCUCCAAGAGCACCUACGACUACCAGUCGCUGUGCGACCCCAAGAGGGAGAGCAAGACGGCGGCCGGGCCGCGCUCCGUCUACGUGCCCACUAUUGCAGACAUACUGAAUUUAGGAUGGUGGGCGACAGCUGCGACCUGGUCAAUACUGCAGCAGAUGCUGGUCAGCAUCACUUUACCCACUUUUCUGGAUGCAGGUGAAAUUGACGAUGACAUGUUUGAUGCGAAGACGAAGGAAGUUUGCAUCACGGAGCAAACUCAGUACUUCCUUCCAAAUGACGAGGUUUCUUUCAGAGGCUCGGUGGACUGUGAAAACUGCUCCAGGCUCUACCACGCUGAAAAGCUGCCCGAGACGAACCUGGUCUUUAUCAUCUCUGAUGCGAAAGACACCUGCUUAUCUUGUCGCUCGGCGCCGCUGAUACAGGAGGAGCAGCAGUCUGAAGGGCCCGACCCCUGUGUCAUGGCUCAAAACCCCCGCCACCGGAAGGGGCCUGCAAGCUGUUUUGAUAACAAUGAACACGAGAAGGACGCCGACUGUGGCGGCGUGUCCGGCCUGAGCCCAUCGCUCUGGCUCAUCGUGGCCCUUCAGGCGGCGCUGAUCUGGGCGGCGGCCGACUGCAGACACCACGCCGUCCCGUCAUGACCUCCGACCCGCGCCGUCCAGUCCAGCCCUGCACCUCCUGACGCUCCCUCCGGAUCACCAUGGUUACCAGCACGCAGCGCCGCCUCCGACGCCACGACGUCCCACCAGAAGCGCCUCUCACCCCACAUUCUGCCGAUUUCAUCUUUAAAACGUUUACUUUGGGGGGGGCUGGGCGGGGUUGGGGGGUUGGGGAUGUGAUUUUACCAGAGUACAAGUGCCAGAGAAAUGUGUGUGAGAGGAUAGAGAUUUAACGACGCCGGCCCUCCGUCAGAGUCGUCUGAGUCCCGGACUCGACCCGGCGUGAUGUCAUCGCUGAAAACGACCGGACCGCCUUACAGCACGACCGUAACCACCAUGAGGCGCUUGUUUCGUUCACCACUGCCAGAAACACUGCUGCCCUUCGCAUAAGUAGGUUUAGUUUGGAAUGGACUUGCAGUGCUUAGUUGUUAGGUGUUUUUUAUUAUUAUUAUUAUUUUAUAGAGGGUAUGCAUUGAUGUCACUUUCCCACUGGCCCCCUUACCCUCACUGAGUGGCAAAAAUGUCUGCAACUAGUGGAGAAGACGGGAUAACAGACGAUUUUCGGCUUAAAUUAAAGUCAGUUGGACUUGACAGUGACCCGUACAGUUACCCCAAGAACCAGUGGUCCAUGGACAUUAAUAUUUGGCCACGAAUCCAGUUUCCUGAUAUUUAUAUGUACUUAAUUUCUACACCGGGGAAAUACACGA